This is a messenger RNA of Carlito syrichta (Philippine tarsier), 1473 nucleotides long. RefSeq names its product DnaJ heat shock protein family (Hsp40) member C3 (gene DNAJC3). Gene Ontology annotation, biological process: protein folding in endoplasmic reticulum. Gene Ontology annotation, cellular component: endoplasmic reticulum. The record is from RefSeq and is a predicted model, not a curated record. The annotation marks the transcript as partial. Gene Ontology annotation, molecular function: misfolded protein binding; protein-folding chaperone binding. NCBI's taxonomy places the organism in Eukaryota, Metazoa, Chordata, Mammalia, Primates, Tarsiidae. The transcript is spliced from 10 exons.
GGUGGCCGAAGGGAACAUCUUCCUCCGGCCGGGCGAGGCGAAGAGGACGGGGCUGACUGCAAGGGAAAAAGUGCUGAAUGUGGAGUAAAUGCAGAUGUUGAGAAGCAUCUUGAACUGGGCAAGAAGUUACUUGCAGCUGGACAGCUAGCUGAUGCUUUAUCUCAGUUUCAUGCUGCAGUAGAUGGUGACCCUGAUAACUAUAUUGCUUACUAUCGGAGAGCUACUGUCUUUUUAGCUAUGGGCAAAUCAAAAGCAGCACUUCCUGACUUAACUAAAGUGAUUGAGUUGAAGAUGGAUUUCACUGCAGCAAGAUUACAAAGAGGUCACUUAUUACUCAAACAAGGAAAACUUGACGAAGCAGAAGAUGAUUUUAAAAAAGUGCUCAAGUCUAAUCCAAGUGAUAAUGAAGAAAAGGAAGCCCAGUCUCAGCUUAUGAAAUCUGAUGAAAUGCAGCGUUUGCGUUCACAAGCGCUUGAUGCUUUUGAAAGUGCAGAUUAUAUGGCUGCUAUAUCCUUCCUUGAUAAGAUUUUAGAGGUUUGUGUUUGGGAUGCAGAACUACGGGAACUUCGAGCUGAAUGUUUUAUACAAGAAGGAGAACCUAGGAAAGCUAUAAGUGACUUAAAAGCUGCAUCAAAAUUGAAGAAUGAUAAUACUGAGGCGUUUUAUAAAAUCAGCACACUGUACUACCAGCUAGGAGACCACGAACUGUCCCUCAGUGAAGUUCGUGAAUGUCUUAAACUUGACCAGGACCAUAAACGGUGUUUUGCACACUAUAAACAAGUAAAGAAACUUAAUAAGCUGAUUGAAUCAGCUGAAGAACUCAUCAGAGAUGGCAGAUACACAGAUGCGACCAGCAAAUAUGAAUCUGUCAUGAAAACAGAGCCAAACGUUGUUGAAUAUACAAUUCGUUCAAAAGAAAGGAUUUGCCACUGCUUUUCUAAGGACGAGAAGCCUGUUGAAGCUAUUAGAAUAUGUUCUGAAGUUUUACAGAUGGAACCUGACAAUGUGAAUGCUCUGAAAGAUCGAGCAGAGGCCUAUUUAAUAGAAGAAAUGUAUGAUGAAGCUUGUUUUUCCUGUUUCGGUGUUGUUACCUUGAAUCGCCAGCAGGUGGUACUAUCUCAGCUGCUCGCCCCAGAGGGGGGGUCCGGACAGGGACGGCAGAGGCUGAAGAUGGCAAGAUGGCUGCCUGCCUCAGGGCAGACGGCAGGUGACUUACGGUGGGCAGGAUGUCUCGGUCGCAGGAGAGGUGGCAGCGAUCCCAGCAGAUCUUCCCUGAAGAGGCUUCAAGGACUGAAGUUGUGGAUCACCUCCGGCCCGGGUGGUGCAAUGUGCUACCGGUGGCGGUGGCAGUGGCUGCUGUGGUUGCGGUGGUGGCUUCUGCGCUGCAGUGGCUAUCCAGACCGCUGUGAUGCCCCAGUGGUGGCGACAGCCAUGCUCCGUAUGAAGAGCAGGCUGCGAUGUUGGGGUCUGUAG